AUGUCAGUUCUUCGCGCGACACAAUUCGUUACUAAUCAUGACGUCGGUCCAUCAACUCGCUCCUCGACUACGACCAGGCCUCGGAAAGUCGUACAGCUUCGGGAUCUCCUAGUAGUCUAUCCAAUUAGUUGUUUCGCUUUCCUACGUGGUGGGGAUUGGGGUGAUGACUUGCGUCAUUGGAACAACCUGAAGUCGAAUUGCAAUGAGAUUUGUGAAUUUAACUCCGCACACGAAUAUCUUCCUCCUGUGAAGGACGUUAAGGCGUGCCACAAAUGCAGGUACGGCGUCUGCAAUCACUGUGUGGGGCCAGUAGGACACCUUGGGAGCCCUCGCCGUCAGAUAUGUCCUAGCUGCGUUGAGAAACGCUUGGCUUCCCAUAUCAGAUAUAUGAACAAACCAGAACUCCCAAAUUGCUCUUGCGCAGGCGCCGAGCCAUGGCUGUGUCAAAUGUGUUGGAAAGGGAACUACUUUUCCACCUUUCAAGAAUCUGCGGGUACAUGCUGCGAUUGCGAUUGCAAGUUCGUUGUUGGGUCUAAAACAUAUUUCGUCUGCAAAUGGUGUAGAGGGAAGAUGUUGUAA
Molecule: messenger RNA, 579 nt
Organism: Morchella importuna
Lineage: Eukaryota; Fungi; Ascomycota; Pezizomycetes; Pezizales; Morchellaceae
Exons: 3
Coding region: 1-579 (192 amino acids)
Source: RefSeq, a predicted model, not a curated record